AACCCUCAGGGCUGCACCCCCUGCUUCUGCUUCCAGCACUCGUCGGUGUGCGACAGCGCCGAGGGCUUCAGCGUGUACGCCGUCAGCGCCUCCUUCCCCAGAGGUGAUGAGCAGUGGACCGGGCAGCAGCGCGACGGUUCCAGUGUCUCCGUCCAGUGGUCUCCUAGUGGACAGGAAGUGUCCCUCAUCUCAGAAGACUACUUCCCCAUGUACUUCGUAGCCCCAGAGAAGUUUCUGGGGAACCAGAUGCUCAGUUACGGACAGAACCUGAGUCUGAGCUUCCGGGUGGACCGGCGGGACACGCGCCUGUCGGCGGAGGAUCUGGUGCUGGAGGGGGCCGGCCUCCGGGUGGCGGUGCCCCUCAUCGCCCAGGGCAACGCCUACCCCAACGAGAACAUGCAGACAUACGUCUUCAGGCUGCACGACACCGCAGAUUAUCCCUGGAGGCCGACCAUCAGCCAGCCCGACUUCCAGAAGCUCCUCCACAACCUGACCGCCAUCAAGAUCCGCGGAACCUACAGCGAGAGGAGUGCCGGUUACCUCGACGACGUCUCCUUGGUAACGGCCAGGCGGGCCCCAGGUGUGCCGGCCCGCUGGGUUGAGCGCUGCACCUGUCCUCAGGGUUACCAGGGGCAACACUGUGAGCAGUGCACUCUGGGAUACCGACGCGCCCGGCAGGAACUGGGAGCUUUCAGCCCGUGUGAGCCGUGCAACUGUAACGGACACAGCGAGGCCUGCGACCCGGACACGGGAGCGUGCGACUGUCGGGACAACACGGCCGGCCUCAGCUGUGAGCGCUGCAGAGACGGUUUCUAUGGCGACGCCACCAGCGGGUCGUCAGGAGACUGUGAGCCGUGUCCCUGUCCCGCCGGCGCCACCUGUGCCGUGGUCCCCAAGACCCGGGAGGUGGUCUGCACCAACUGCCCCGCAGGAACCACAGGGAAGCGCUGCGAGCUCUGUGACGACGGGUUCUUCGGGGACCCUCUUGGGGGGGCCGGGCCGGUCCGGGCCUGCCGCGCCUGCAAGUGCAGCGACAACAUUGACCCCAACGCCGUCGGCAACUGCGACCGCGAGACCGGCGAGUGCCUGAAGUGCAUCUACAGCACCGCCGGCUUCUUCUGCGACCGCUGCAAGGACGGUUACUACAGCAACGCCCUGGCCGCCAACGCCGCCGACAAGUGCAAACCCUGCUCCUGCUCUCCGUCCGGUACCGUUGGGGGACAGACGAGCUGCUCCCAGGUCACCGGUCAGUGUGAGUGUCUCCCCAACGUGGCGCAGAGGGACUGCAGCGUCUGUCAGCCCGGCUUCUUCAACCUGCAGAGCGCCGCCGGCUGUGAACGGUGCAACUGCGAUCCGAUUGGCUCCACCAGCGGGCAGUGUGACAUCACCUCGGGGCAGUGCGAGUGCCAGCCCGGCGUCUCCGGCCGGCUCUGCCAGCGCUGCGAGGUCAACUUCUUCGGCUUCAGCUCGUCGGGAUGCAAACCCUGCGACUGCGACCCCGAGGGCUCCCGGUCCGGUCAGUGCGAGGAGGACGGGCGCUGCGGGUGCCGGCCCGGCUUCGUGGGCGCUCGCUGCGACAUGUGUGAGGAGAACUACUUCUACAACCGCUCGGCGCCGGGCUGCCAGCAGUGUCCCUCCUGCUACGGCCUGGUCAGGGACAAGGUGAACCAGCAGAGGCAGAAGCUGCAGGACCUGCAGACCCUCAUCGACAGCCUGGGCUCAGGGGAGGGCUCGGUCCCCGACGAGGCCUUCGAGGACCGGCUGAAGGAGGCAGAGAGGUCCAUCAUGGAGCUGCUGGAGGAGGCCGAGGCCAGCAAAACGACGAACCGCGGUUCUGUCUGGGACCGCCUGAGCGGCAUCAACAACACGCUGACGACCCAGUGGAACCGCCUGCAGAACAUCCGCGGCACGGUGGACGACACGGGCACGCAGGCCGACCGCGCACGCCACCGCGUCCGGGAGGCCGAGGACCUGAUCGACCGCGCUCGCCAGGAGCUGGACAAGGCCAAGGACGCGCUCGGCAAAGUGGACAUCAAACCGCCGAGCGGCACAGGGGACCCGAACAACAUGACGCUGCUGGCCGAGGAGGCGCGGACGCUGGCCGACAAGCACAAGAUGGACGCCGACCAGAUCGAGAAGAUCGCCAGAGACGCCAACGACACGUCGACCAAAGCGCACAACCUGCUGCUGAGGACUCUGGAAGGAGAGAGCAGGACGAGUCAGGAGGUGGACGAGCUCAACAAGAAGUACAACGAGGCCAAGGAGCUGGCAAAGAACCUGGAGAAGCAGGCCAACAAGGUCCAGGCCGAGGCCGAGGACGCCGGGGACAAGGCCCUGAAGAUCUUUGCCAACCUGACAAGCGUCCCCUCGUUUGACACCAAAGCUCUAGAGGAUGAAGCUGGUAAGAUCAAGAAGGAAGCGUCAGACCUGGACAAGCUCAUCGACAAGACGGAGAAGGAGUACAACGACCUGAGAGACGACCUGAGGGGGAAGGAGCUGGAAGUCCGCAAGCUGCUGGAAAAGGGGAGGAGCGAGCAGCAGACUGCAGACCAGCUGCUGGCCCGAGCCGACGCCGCCAAAGCUCUGGCCGAGGAAGCGGCGAAGAAAGGACAGUCCACCUUCAGGGAGGCCGAGAGCAUCCUGGAGGACCUCAGAGACUUCGACAAGCGUGUCAACGACAACAAGACGGCGGCCGAGGAGGCCCUGAAGAAGAUCCCCGCCAUCAACGCCACCAUCGCGGCAGCCAACCAGAAGACGCGGCAGGCGGAAGCAGCGCUCGGCAACGCGGCCGCCGACGCCAGAGAUGCAAAGAGCAAGGCGGAGGAGGCGGAGAAGAUCGCCGCCGCCGUGCAGAAGGGCUCGGCCAGGACCAAGGAGGACGCGGAG
This is a messenger RNA of Gasterosteus aculeatus aculeatus (three-spined stickleback), 2886 nucleotides long. The record is from RefSeq and is a predicted model, not a curated record. Lineage: Eukaryota; Metazoa; Chordata; Actinopteri; Perciformes; Gasterosteidae.